AUGGAAAUCUGGGCAGCUAGUGAUACUCAACCAAUUACUCAUCCAAUCAUCGACAAAAAAGCACCAGUACAAGUCAACACAGCAACACACUUCCCAUACCUAGAUCUGGAUCUGUACUGGCAAAAUCAACAGAAUCUCCAAUUCAAAGUUCACCUGAAACCCAACCAACAACUCCUUUACCUCAACAAAGGCAGCUCCCACACAUCAACCUGCUUCGAUUCCAUUCCCAGAGGAGUGUGUCACAGGUUAGCAAAGCUCACUACAGUCACAGAAGAUAAUGCAGAUACAUCACUCCAAGAUCUGUACCCUGACCACUUUGCAGCUUUGAAACAUGCCAACCUCAUCAACAAGCACACAAUGCCAAAGAUUCCCACCCUUCGAGAAGCCAAUCACAUCUUCAAACCCAAAUCUCCAACAAACCGGCAACUCCAACAAAAGAAACGAGAUGCUAGAAGAACAACAUACUUUUGCAUUGGCUACUCCAAAGCUUGGACAACUCCCAUUUGGAAAGUGAUUCAGAACCUCAUCCAAAACAAGUAUCCAACCCUCAAAUGGAUUAGACCUGCAAUGUCAUACCACAGAUUCACCAACCUGCGAGAAAUUUUCAAUGGAGACAUUAUGACCAAGCUCAAUACUGGAAUUGUCUCCCUUGACUUUACAACCCGCCCAUGCAACUGCACCAACCGUUUGACAGAUGGAUGUGCCUACAACAACCACUGCAGAAAACCCAUUGUCAUCUAUGAAGCAACAAGCACCCAACCUCCCAAUACUGCAUCCAGCCCCAAAUCCUACAUCGGCGCCACACAAAACUUCCUCAAGCUCAGAAUGUCAUCACAUGUCAGUGAAACAAAACGCCUAUGCCAAUUCCUACGCGGCAAAAAACACAAACCCAAGAACUCGGACACCUUUGCUUGGCACUUUGCUGCCAAAGCAGUGGCAACCACCACAGGAGACCCCACAGCAUCUGACAUUCGGAAACUCUACAACCUCAAAAUACUGUGGCAGGGCAACCCCUUGUCCACAGUCAAAACGUUCGGGACAAAUGACUGCAUUCUAUGUAAUCAAGAACGGCUUCACAUCUUCAAACGUAUGAGAAACAAACCUUCUACACUUCUCAACAGAUGUGAAGAACUAUUUAAUACAUGCCGUCACAAACCACGGUUCCACCGGUUCACCCAUGCAACCCCAGUGAGCAGUACUGAUGAGCCCUCAAUGGGCGAAAAAGUGCCAACAACCAUUGAUGUUUAA
Seminavis robusta is the source of this 1248-nucleotide messenger RNA. The record is from the annotation of a GenBank genome assembly. NCBI's taxonomy places the organism in Eukaryota, Bacillariophyta, Bacillariophyceae, Naviculales, Naviculaceae.